Molecule: messenger RNA, 5089 nt
Organism: Xyrichtys novacula (pearly razorfish)
Lineage: Eukaryota; Metazoa; Chordata; Actinopteri; Labriformes; Labridae
Source: the annotation of a GenBank genome assembly
CCCUCAAAAAAAAAAAAGAAAAAAAAAGAGGAGGGGUAGAUAUUGUAGUUUUGUUAGUAUCUCUUUCUCUUACCAACAUUUAGAGUGAACUGAACCCCAGACACACUCAGCUGUGAUCAGCCCAAAAAAUCAGGUAAGACUUAAAUAAUAAUUGCCUUUUUAUAUUUCUCUCAUUGCAAAUGUUCAUUUUAAUCAAAGUUCUUACUGUUUAUUUUAUGUCAUUUUACAAACUAUCUCUGUUCUUAGUCUUUUUCUUAAUUCCCGUCAGAGGUUUUUACUUCUUUAACUCCUUUUUAUAUUGUAAAGAGCUCUUACUUAUCUGUUCAUUUUAUAUUAUCUUCUUGUCUUAGUCCAUCAGGUUUUACUUUUUUUUACCAUUUUUAUUUUUAUCUCCAGUGUUUCCCAAAGGUAGCUCUUUCCUCGCAUAAUGUCUCAGUGUCAGGCCAUGUCUCUCUAACAAUAUAUCUUAAAUUCUCACACUGUGUGCGCUUGUGUGUGUGUGUGUGUGUGUGUGUGUGUGUGUGUGUGUGUGGGUGAGUGAGUGAGGGUGAGUGUGUGUCUUUGUGUGUGUGUGGUUCCAUAGGUGGGUGUGUGGGAGGGUUGGGUUUUAUUGUUGUUAAUUGUUGUUAAAUUGUUGAAUUUAAUUUGAAUUUGAAAUUUUUGAUGCUUGACUAUUGAUGAUGUUUCUGCUCAAAUAGGUGGUAACCAAGGGGUGUGAGUUUUAUUUUUUGCUUAUUGCUGAAUUAAAGCUGAUUAUAUUUGUUCUUAGUUAAUUCAUAAUUCAUUAAUUUCUGUUUUGUCAAACCAACAAAUAGGGGGCAAAAAUAAAAUGUAGGCUCACACAGUGAAAUUCUUCUUAGACUGUUUGAAAGACAUAAUUUGGAUAUGAAAGAAUUUGCGUUUAUUUAAAGCCAAGUACAUUCAAAUACAUUUUGAAAAUUUCUUUCAUGAAAAUUUUGCAGUGUAUUCCAUCAACUCUUAAAAUGGACAAAGAUGGAAGAAUGAUUAUAUAUACUCUGCUUUUGGCAGGUAAGUCACCUUAUUGUUUUGAAUAUAAGCACUACAAGUAAAACACAUCCUCAAGCUCAUUUAUUUUGCCUGCUGUUUUUGUUCUCUGCAGCCAUCAGCGGCCCUGUGGUGGCUAAAGAAUGGACGGCCAAUGUUGUGAAUGAGCUUGAGGCCCUGGUUUCAUCUUGUGUUGUCAUUCCCUGUUCUUUCACCCAUCCUGGAGGACACAUGUCCUCCUCCACCCUCAGGGGGCUCUGGCAUGUUUCCAGACAUUUGGAUCAGCGCAUCUAUUAUGAUGACAAAUCGAGAGUCUUGGAAAAUUAUAGGGGACGCACAAAGUUGUUGGGGCAUUUGGGUCAGGGUAACUGCACGUUAGAGAUCACUGAAAUUAAAGAUCAUGACAACGGCCCUUUCUGUUUCCGGAUUGAACUAGCACCAACAUCAAGUGGUACACUUGACAAGUUCUCCUUUGUCCAAAACUGUGCCAAGUUGAUAAUGCAGCGUACGUCACCAAGAUUUCCACCAAUCAAUAUCAAUUUUCUGCUCCAUAAUUACAAGCCUCUAACUUUAUUUGACUUUUUUAUUCUCAGCUGAUCCUCCAAAGCCUGAGAUGAAUCACCCGAAGACAGCCAUUCAAGGACAUCCCUUCACUGUCACCUGUACAGUGGCCCACACCUGCCCCACCCACGCCCCCAAACUUACAUGGAGCAGAGGCACAGAAGACGGGAUCACUGAGGUCCACAGGAAAACUCAUUCAGGCAUCUGGGAGGUUCAGUCCAUCCUGACGUUCAUCGCUGAGGAGAAGGACGACCACAGUGUGAUCACCUGCACAUCCACCUUUAAUGGAGGGAGGUCAUCAUCUGAAACACUCACCCUCUUUGUCAAACGUGAGACUUUUUAUUUCAUACGUUAUCUCAUAAUGACGGAUGUUGCAUUCUUUCCUUUUUUAAAUUAUCAACAAGAAAUGUCUCAAGUCUAAAAUCUGUCUGUUUACAGGCACAGAAAACUACAACCACAUCAUCAUUCCCACUGUGGUGGGACUCGGGACUGCUCUGAUCUUUGCAGUCUUUUGCCUUUUUAUGGUGAAAAAAUACAAGUGAGUUCAUGACAGACUUACAAUAAAGAGAGCAGUUUCCCUACAGUUAUGCAUAAUAAAGUCAGCCUCAUUGUCUAAUUUUUUGUUUUUUCUUACCUUGAUAAAAAAAAAUGUUUUUAUGUCUCUAAGGAACCGCAUCGCAGCGCUCCAAAGUCAGGAAGGCAGGUCAGUAUAAGAGCUAAAUUGAUGGGUUUAAUUAUUUUUAAGUCUUUUUGUCUCGAGAACUUUAUUUAUUUUCUUUUUGUUCUUUCUUUUAAUUUAGUGUGUGGAACCGUAUUUCCAGACUGUCUCGCAGGUGAGAGAAACUUUUUUGUAGUUUUAGACACCGAAUUCAAACAUUUUCUAAAAGAUUUUGAAUCUCUCUAGACCACAGAGGAAUAAGUGGUGAUGAUAUCGCUACAGUUUGAUUGAACAGUUCUGCAUUUUAACUACUCAUUUGUUCGAUUUUGCCUAACAACUUUCAAUAUCUUGUUCUCUGUUCUAUUUUUUUCUGUGAUCUGAUCAGAGCCAGACCAGUUGAACCUGAAGAUGGGAAGUAAGAAAAAGGAACUUGACUGAAACAAAUGUGACCACAUCUUUUUCUUGAUUAUCUGUAUAACCAACAUUAACUCCAAGACAUACAGUGACAUCAUUGCCACAUGGUACCCUUACUUUCCACCCACAAAUUGGAGUUUUAAAGUUAGUUUUCCCAACCCUGUUCCAAUUUAGUAUUAACAUGUGAUUUGUAUCUGGUUUUGGCAGUUGAAAUCAUGUUUUCUUUCUAUCGAGAGUAGAUUUAUUGUGGAAAAAAUGGCCUGCAGUUGCUUUGAAUGUUUUACUUGUUAGAAAACGGUGAGAUAAUUUGUCUUCUCAUGUGAAGCUCGACUAUUUGUCUCAGGCUUGUUUGACACUUAUUCUUCACAGAGGGAGGACAUGUCUGCAACUCUGUACCAAGCUCACCUCAGUUAGCAAAAACAAAAAAAAGAGUGAUUCAGGUGUCACUUUCACUGCCUGUAGAUGGUCUAUCUGAAGACUCAUGCAAGCAGAUUAGAAUGCAAUGCCCUGCACAACCAUUUGCACCUCCAAUUUGACACUUCUUUUACAUGCUUCACAUUUGCAGUGUUAAGAGGGGCGCAAUUGUCACCUUCUUCUGAGAAACGUAUCAUCUUGUAACCCUGUCUUGUCACCUCUUUAAUGUGUUACAUCAAUAUAAAAAAAGCCCGACACCCUGCUUUUUGUGCUUAGGCUAGACUCCUCUGUUGUCCCCAGUGGUGGGGUGAGUCAGCCAACAUCUGAUCUUCAGGGUCAAGAGAGUUAUAGACUAUAACACCUCUGCGCCUCAUGAUAUUGACGACAAGUGACGAUGUUAAUGACAAAAGGCUUGAUGAUGAGGGAACUGAUUGAUACUGAGGGAUCUAGACGAGAAAGAAACUUGUUGCUGUUUGUGAUAACGAUGUUAAUGACUUGUAAAAGAAAAAAAGGGGAGAAAAAAUGCUUAAAGACCUUGUUCAUUAGCACUAGCGCUGCACAUCAACUCCUAUUUUGUGGUACUUACCAAUGUUGCCUGUGCUGCCAUGACUCUUAUGUCAUGACACUUAUGUGAAUAAAGUGUAUCUAUCUAUCUAUCUAUCUAUCUAUCUAUCUAUCUAUCUAUCUAUCUAUCUAUCUAUCUAUCUAUCUAUCUAUCUAUCUAUCUAUCUAUCUAUCUAUCUAUCUAUCUACUCUCACUUGUGUUAAUUUAGUUUCAGAUCCUUCAUUUGGCUUUAAAGCUUAACUUUCACUUUUUUUAUUGUUUACGUCAGCUGCUAGACUUCCCUUUAAGACUUUUUAUUUGACAAACUUUCAUGGAAAUCACAAGGCUUCAGAGAAACUCAUUAGCAUAAAAAGGAAGCACAUUGUAUGUAUGCAAAAUAGGAUACAAACCUGUUUCUUUUGUAUCAAGCACUUGCUAAUUUUCUUUCCUUCAAAUUGCUUGUGAAUUGUUUCACUGAGAUUACAUAAAUUGAGAUUAAGAGUGGAUUACUGAUGUUUUCUCAACACCCAUCAUUUACUGACUUGUGAUAUCAGAGGCAUUGUUUUUGAGUUUCUCAGUUGAUCAUUAAAGCCUACACUGACAACAUUUCAAAGUUUGGUGCAUAUUUGAUUUUUGUAAACAGACUUAUUGUAGGUCUUCCACACCUAAGUGUUUAACUGCAAAUUUACAGAUGUGACAUUGCUUUUUAACUUCGAUAAAAUAUAAGUAAAUGUAUUACUGUAAUCACCAAAUGUAUCCAAAGUUUAAUGAGAACUUUUUGGCCUUUGAAAGCAAGACUGUCAUUUGGAGAGAUCUCUUUGGAAUAAUCAUUUUUACAGCUGACAAGUGUUGCAUAGUUUAUUUGAGAGGUUUAUGAAUUGAUGAUAUUUCUCGACAAACUUAUCUGCUGCUGACGCCCAGUAACUUCAGGACAUUCAUUUGAAAAUGGUGCCAUCUCAUGGCCUGUGAUAGAAACGUCAUCAAAAACAAGGAUGCUGAACUUCAGUUGCAUUGAUACAGUCAGAGAUAAACAGACUAGCAGGACAGAUGAGCUUAUAGACCAGACCAUAAAAGAGACCUUGUUUGGACCACAGCUUAGUUUAAGUUUUAGAGUUUAAGAUUAAUUGUGAGAGCUGCUGUUUACAACUCUCACAAUGAGUCACAUUGUGGUGACUCAAAACCAAAGAACAGCAAAAAAAGGCCAAGUCCUUAAUUUGAGUCCCACACCUACAGGGUUGAUUUUCAGAGUUUAUAUAGUGUCACACUUUCAGGAGUAAAGAAUUUAACACUGUGAAAGAGUUAUAUUUUCAACUUGAAAUAACCCUGAAGGAUAUGAUAAGAAACUAUGUGAUGCAUUUUUUAAACUUUUCUUUUCAUUAAAUCUUUUUUUUUUCUCUGGAAAAUCUGGAUGGUGUUAGUUUCACUCCUCAAAAUCUGAAUCCAUUCCAAGUGUUAACAAUUGUAAGAAUAAAUUACAAACAGUGAAACAUAAA